This is a messenger RNA of Mucor velutinosus, 1095 nucleotides long. RefSeq names its product ATP-dependent RNA helicase dbp4 (gene DBP4). Lineage: Eukaryota; Fungi; Mucoromycota; Mucoromycetes; Mucorales; Mucoraceae. The record is from RefSeq and is a predicted model, not a curated record. The transcript has 2 exons. The coding region runs from base 1 to 1095 and encodes 364 amino acids. Gene Ontology annotation, biological process: tRNA modification.
AUGUCCUCUUCCACUAACGAAAUGAAUCAAUUUGCAUCUGAGUUUCCUACUGGAAAUUUCAUUGAAGCAGUGCGUACUUCAUGCCGUUCAUUUGUUGAGCAAAGUCCUGUCAAGAUUUCUCAGCAAGGCAUCAACAAGUUUCUUGACACGUUGAACAAGUUGCAGUAUGAGGAGCUCUCUGAUGAUGUGACCAUCAAGAUGCCUCUCAAGUUUGAGACAGUAAACGAUGAGCUGAAUUUCAUCACUGUGAUUGAUUUAUUGAAUUUUGGAAGUGGCUACCGUGUGCCUCUUCAUGAACUCGCUGGCAGAGGUGCGUUUGAUACAAUCCGAUUUGGUGCCAUGUCGUUCCAUAUUGGCGGUAAGCCUAUGGAUGCCGAAACUUUCAAGAAUUCCACCAUCUUUGAGGUAGCAGAGAUCUUUCAAAUUCCAAUCGACCAUGAAGUCAAGCAUGACAAACUGGAUUUUGUCACCAUCACAGAACCUACAGCGCUCAAGCCAUUUGCUGCUGGUUUGACUUCCGUACUCAACACCACAGGCGACUAUCUUCAAGACCACAACUACAAGGAUCUCGCUCAAUUCAUCAUGGAACAUGUCAAGGCUAACCCUCAAAAUGCGACCAGCCUCACUGAACAUUUGAUCAGGGCAUUUCCCGGUCUUCACGAUAGCUACAAGUUCCCUGAUCAACCUCAGCCUGUCUACUUGUACAAGAAGGCUCAAAUCAUUGUCUAUCAUCUCUGGUACACAUUCAAAGAGCAGCUCCCCGAGUUGUUUGAUUUCAAGGACAUGGACACAUUGACCGUCUUCUCUGAUAAUGUGAUUCCUACCAUGUUGGCUCAUCUUGGCGUGAUUCAAGUGCCUGAGGAAUGGCAGCAAGAUAUCAACAACAACAUUGAUCUAAGCGUUGAACAGGCGACCACGUUGAGAGCUGCUGGUGUCGUUGCAUGUGAGGAUAUUGUCAAGGCUGCUCAAUCUGGAGCUGGACCUGUCCCUCGCAUGACAACUGGUGGCUUGGAUGUCUAUCUUUGGAGAUUGGGUAAAGUGGGCGACUACAGAAAGGUGCCUCGAUUCCAAUUGAGAGAUACAGUCAUGUUCUAG